AAAUCAGGUGGAAUGUGGAAUUAAAUGAAAUGUUGAUGUUAUGAUUGCUAUUUAAUUGUGAAAUAAAAUCACUUAUAAGUAAAAAUGGAUAUCGAAGUAGAACAGUCGGAAACAACUAAAACUAGUGACUCGUCGUGCAGUGAAUCCGAUAUAAUACAGAAAUGUGAUACGAAUUUGAAGAGGAAACUACUGGAAGAGUUUCCAGAGGCCCUAGAGUAUAUUAAGAAGCUGGAAUCAAUCAUUAAAAAACAUCUAAAGAAGAUUAAUAAACUACGGAACAAAUUAAAGGUAAAAGCUAGAUGUAAAGAAAGUAGUACACAGACCGAUCUAGAGGAAUCAUAUUCAGUUAAUGAUAAUACAGAGGCUAUAGAAACUGCUGAAAACACUCAGAAGAGCCUAGUAGAUGACAUUAAAGAAGCAGCAGAAAUUGCUAUGCAAAAAACUGGGUUUGUCUAUGAAGAAACUUCAGGACUCUAUUAUGACUACAAUACUGGAUACUAUUAUAAUGCAGAAUAUGGUUUGUAUUAUGAUGGUACCACUGGCAAGUAUUUGCAAUAUAAUUCUGAGACACAGACAUAUGAAUAUCAUUCCCAGGUUGCAGUACCUAGCUCAGAUGCAUGCAGAACAGAAAAUACUAUUCAAAAAAGGAAAAAGAAACAUAAAAUUAAAGCCAAGAAAAUCUCCAGAACUGACAAUGAAGAUGGCCAAGAAAUUGAUAACAUAGAAGAAGGCGAAUGCUCAGCUAGUGAUACAAACAGUGAUGGUGGAGAGGUUGAUUCUGAUUCUAGUGAUAUAUCUAAAAGUUGGCCACCCUGUAUGCGCAUCAUAGUCGAAUCCACAGAAAUACCGGGAUUAAAGAAGGGGUCACUACACAUAAUAACUUGCAGUGGAGGAUCACUAGGUCGGGAAGGGGCACAUUCUAUUCUUCUGAAAGAUCCCAACGCCAGUAAACACCAUCUAAAAAUCACCUUUGACGAAAAAGGUGGACAGUAUCAAGCAGUGGAUCUGGGAUCUAGGAACGGAACUUUACUUAACGGAGCAAGAAUGUCACCGUCCAAACAGGAAAGCGAUGCUAUGGAUGUAGUCCAUGGCAGUAAGAUCCAAAUAGGCCAGACUGUUUUGUUGUGCCAUAUACAUGAAGGUAAUCAGACGUGCGGGCAUUGUGAACCAGGACUUAUUCAAGUUGCAGAACCAUUACAAGGAAGGAUCUACAGUUACAGCAAAUCUACUAACCAUAAAAAGGAAUUAAAAGGUUUGAAAAUGCGCUACGGUGUGUCGGAGUACGAAGGAGACUCUAAACUGGCAAGCGGAUACACCGAUCGGGCCCAGAAGAGAAGGGAAACUGUCGGGAGUCAAAAUCCUCAUGAAAAAACUCAAGUAGCUUCUGUAGAUGAGUCGAUCAAUAAAGAGAAUAAAGGGUUCAAACUACUGCAGAAAAUGGGAUGGAAAGAAGGGGAAUCGUUGGGCAAGACUGGCGAUGGUCUUCUUGAACCGAUCAAACCGACAUCAAACGAAGGUACUACGGGAAUCGGGGCCGCCAAUACAAAAGUGACUUCAAUUCCGACUGAAACAAAGAAACAAUCCAUUUGGAAGAAGACGAAUGAGAGAUUUCAGAAGCUGCCAGAGUCCAGCGAUGCAUUUGAAGUGGAUACAGAUGACUGAAAUAUUGUGUUUUAUUUAAUAAUAGUAAUUUACUUCUUUUACUUAUUUUUAAUAUAUGUCCAAAGUUGUUUGUAUUUAUUGAAGUUAAUAAAAAGCAUUUUUUAAAAAUUUU
This is a messenger RNA of Diabrotica balteata, 1774 nucleotides long. The record is from the annotation of a GenBank genome assembly. Lineage: Eukaryota; Metazoa; Arthropoda; Insecta; Coleoptera; Chrysomelidae.